UGUCGGUACUGUCUGGUCAGUGCAGAUAGUUUUCAGUCGACACUGUCUGGAUAGUGCAGUAGUCACGGCCAAAUAAAAAAUUGCCAUUUGCCAAGGAUACUUCACUUGGAAUCUGGUGCGACACUUUUUGCCCUGAGUGCAACCAGUGCGGCACCGGGGCAAUUUGAAAUUAGGCAAUUCAAACCACGUGACAUUCAAGAUGGCGUGGCGGCCACACAUGGAUCAAAAAACACAAAAAAAUGUCUAGUUUCUGCCCGACUUAAUAGUUUACGUACCUAGUGAGCAAAUAUUUUAUUGAAUAAUGAAAAUCAAAGCUCGAAACAAAAUAAUUAAAAUAUACUUGAAAACACAUAUUCGAAACAAACUUGCUGGCCGCCACGCCAUAUUGAAUUUCACGUUUUGACAGAUGGAUUGAAUUGCCUAAUUCGUUGUUUUGAUAUGUUCGACCCAGAGAUUUCGACCUUGUGUGUCCGAAUAUUUUCUUUAUCUUAUAUUUAUUUAUAUUUUUAAUUGGUAUUUUAUAUCCGAACAGCAAUGGAAAUCUGAAUGGAACAAACUUCUACUGCCACACUUUUUUGCCAAUUGAGUACGCUGGAAAGAAAAAACAGACCUCUAGUUGAUAUUUAGCAACCAAUCAAAUGCGACUUCGUAGCCGAAACUCCUCCCUGGACGUCAAUAAAUUAAUUGAAAGUUUUGACAUUUUCUGUUAUUAAAAAUAUUUUGAUUUUUGUGUUUUAUAUAGAAAUUACCAAACAUCUAAUAAUUAAUUUAGCUUCAUUUUCAUGUCGUGGCAAUCGCCAGAAUACUGUGAAGCCGAUGUGUAGCCAGUGCAAAUUUUGUGUUUUUUUUUGUUCCUAGAAAUCCUAGAUAAGUAAAAUAUCCGAAUUGGGAUCUUAUCUUCAACCUUUUUGCUUUCUCGAUAAAUAAUCUCAAAGAUACUCAUAAAACAUAAGUAUCUAAUAAAUUGAAUAAUAAUGAUUAAGUGAAAUAUUGUAUUUUAUAUAAUUUUUCGAUUUUCCCCAAAAAAUGUUCAAAGGGGGUAGUGAUUUGGUGUAUUUUGUGUUUGGUAACUUUGUGCUGCUGAUCCUACAUUCCAAAAUAGCAACAUGCACUUUCGAGGAAGUCAAGUUUAUGCCCAGAGAGGAACAGUUGGCUUUAAGGGACGAAGCAAGAGACAUGUUUUACCAUGCUUACAAUGCUUACAUGGAAAAUGCAUAUCCAGCUGACGAACUUAUGCCUUUAAGUUGUCAGGGAAGAUAUAGAGGUUUGACACCUAACAGAGGAGAUAUAGAUGAAUCUUUGGGAAACUUUUCUCUCACCCUGAUUGAUACUUUAGACACCUUGGUAGUCCUCAAUGAUUUAGAAGAAUUUGAACACGCUGUCAAGCUGAUUAUAAAAGAUGUUAACUUUGAUAAUGACGUUCUUGUAUCAGUAUUUGAAACCAAUAUAAGAGUUGUAGGAGGUUUACUCUCGGCUCAUAUCCUAGCAGAUCUUUUGCAGCAAAGAGAUGGCAUAAUGCUUUGGUAUAACGGCGAAUUGCUCAACAUGGCCAAAGAUGUUGGAUAUAGGCUAUUGCCUGCCUUUAAUUCAACUACAGGAAUUCCUUAUUCUAGAAUAAAUCUUCGAUAUGGGAUUAAAAGUGACAGAAUUGAAGUUCUUAGGGAAACCUGUACUGCUUGUGCAGGCUCGAUGAUUUUGGAAAUGGCAGCGCUCUCAAGACUUACAGGAGAACCAAUUUUUGAAGAAAAAGCUCAUAAAUCUAUGGACGAACUUUGGAAAAUGCGUCACAGAAGCUCCGAUUUAAUGGGCACGGUACUCAACGUCCAUUCGGGCGACUGGGUGCGCAGAGAUUCCGGUGUUGGGGCUGGAAUCGACUCGUAUUAUGAAUACUGUCUUAAGGCUUAUAUUUUAUUGGGAGAUAAUAAAUAUUUAAAUAGGUUUAAUCGUCACUAUAAUGCUGUAAUGAAAUACAUAUCGCAGGGACCUAUGUUGUUGGAUGUUCAUAUGCAUCGGCCACAUACAACAUCAAGAAAUUACAUGGACGCCCUUCUAGCCUUUUGGCCUGGCUUGCAAGUUCUCAAGGGCGACAUCAAACCAGCAGUAGAGACUCACGAAAUGCUUUAUCAAGUCAUGCAAAGGCACACAUUCAUACCCGAAGCCUUCACUACUGAUUUUCAAGUCCAUUGGGGUAAUCAUCCACUCAGGCCUGAGUUUCUUGAAUCUACAUACUUUUUGUAUAAAGCAACAGGAGAUCCUUACUAUUUAGAUGUAGGAAAGAAUGCCUUAAAAAGUUUGCAAAAAUAUGCCAGAGUGCCUUGCGGGUAUGCUGCUGUCAAUGAUGUCAGGACAGGCAAAAAAGAAGAUAGAAUGGAUUCCUUUGUAUUAGCUGAAACCCUAAAGUACCUUUACCUACUAUUUGCAGAUAAAGAGGAUAUUCCUUUUAAUUUGGACGAGUUUAUUUUUACCACAGAAGGUCACUUGUUUCCUUUAACUUUAUCAGGACACGUCAACUCUAGCAAAAUCAUAUCAGAUUUGGAAAUAGACAAAUCCGAAUAUGCAAUGUCCUGUCCUAAUACUUUAUCAUUAUUCCCCAAUGAUUUAAGAAAACCUUUGAAACAUAUGGUGGAUGGAAUGUGUCCUAGAAGAAACAUUAAUAAAAGAAGAUUGACAGCUAGCGAAUUUUCAGCUGCAAAUGUUAAUCAUUUAAAGAUUAUCAAAGAAAUGGGAAUCAAUAUAAUUGCUUUGAGGGAUGGUAGAGUGCAAUUACUGCACACACCAACGGCGGCUCGUUCCAAUAUUGACGCCGAAGAGGGUCUAAUGUUCAUGCAAGAAAUGGCCGAAUUAUCAAAGUUACAAGCAUCACAACCGGAGCCACCUCCACAAAUUGUUUCAUUUCCCAUGAAAGACGAAACUGCCAAAGGAGGAAUCGAAAUUAUCAACGCUCAAGUUGGCCCUGCUCAAUUUGGAGAAAUACUCAAAGGCGACAAAGUUUUAAAAUCUGCUGCUGUUAAGUUUUCUCCUUUCAACGGAUGCAGUGAUUUGGAUCAGUUUCAAAGGCCGAUUUUGGCUAAAGGCAUUAUUGCUAUUAUUGAAAGAGGGGAUUGUAUGUUUAUUGACAAGGUUCGUCGAGCACAAAAAUUCGGUGCAAUUGCCGCCAUAGUCGUAGACAACGUUCCUAAUAGUAGCGCCUCAAACUCGCCAAUGUUUUCCAUGUCCGGAGAUGGUACUGACGACGUCAAAAUCCCGGCUGUGUUUAUGUUUUCCCAAGACGCUCAGAAACUUUUGAAGGCGCUAAAAAUGAAUCCGCUCAUGGAAGUUACCAUGAGGGAAAUCAGUGUGAAUAACUUGGACAAUGAAGAGAGUAUGUUUCAGAAACUGAAGGUCUCAGUUCAAGAAUUCCUAAAUAAACACACUGGCCUGGGCUUUGAAAAAAUCAUUGAAGAAAGCGGCUUUAGAGCUCAAAUAGGGCCAGAUAAAGUCAGGAUCACCUUCGAACAGCACCAAUCUUCAGAUACUCCAAUUUUCAAAGAUAAGGAAUCUAAUCCCCAAUGGUCUCAUAUCCGUAAAGAUUUAUUAAAAUCCAUUCUCCAAUCUGAAACUAAAGAAUUAUAUGUGCCGUUGAAUAUUUUGAGAGUUUAUUAUAAAACUCUAAGCGGCGAUGAAAUUCACUUACAAGACUCUGUGGAGCAAGCCAAAUGGUUAUUGUCAGAAUUAUCCAAAGAAUAUUAUUCUCAAGAUGACGAUUCUUUGGUGAAACCAAGUCCAGCAAGUGAAACUUCAAUUUUGGCCAACGUGGACCAAUUGACCAAAGAAACUCGGAAAGAAAAUCAAGUUUUAGAUAAAGUUUUCAAACUGGAAAAAUUAUCUCUGUUAAUGGAUAGUUUAAAUGAGUUGCAAAUGAUUGAAAAUGAAGAAGAGCUAUUAAAAGUUUUGACAAAAAUUAAUAAAAAAGGCGGACUUUCAAUAAAAGAUGAACUUAUAAAAAAUAGUGAUGAAGAAAAUAAAGAUUCAGAUGUUAAAGUUCAAAGCGAGAUCACACAUGUUCCGGAUGAAUUAUGAUGUUAUUAAAAGAAUUUAGGAUAUUUUAAUUUUUUAUAUCAAUGUUUUUCCGAGAGAUAAGGCUUAAAAAAUAUCAAUCUUUUGUUGAGCUAAUCUUCCUAUAGAAAAUUCCAGAACUAGACAAAUGUUAGCCAUAACCAUAAUAACAAGCAGGGUAUAAAUCUUUUUUGUAUUUGGCACAUAGCUCAUUAUAAACAACCUCUUAUUUUCCACUGUUCUCCAAGCAAUUUGAUAUUGUGGAUCUGUAAGUUUGUUGAUCUCUAUCCGUUUACAUAUAUACUAAAUUCUCAAAGGCUAAAACAAUGCAAGGGUAGAAAUACCUUUUGUUUUUACCUUUUUCAAUCUUUCCAGAAUUUUGUGCCUCUGUCCUUAUCUUGAAAAAUCCAUUUGUUUGUUACUGUUUAUUUUUAUUAAUUGCACAGGCAGUGAGAUGCGUGAUCUUUUUUUUUUCAGGGCAAAUAAUUCAUCUUGUACUUCAAAGUGUACAUAGUAUAAUUUAUUUAAAUGUACAAACUGUAAGAAAUAUUUUUAUAUGUUAUUUAAAAAAAUUGUUGAGUGUAAAUAAAAGUUUUAUCAA
Molecule: messenger RNA, 4636 nt
Organism: Ceutorhynchus assimilis (cabbage seed weevil)
Lineage: Eukaryota; Metazoa; Arthropoda; Insecta; Coleoptera; Curculionidae
Source: the annotation of a GenBank genome assembly